Erigeron canadensis is the source of this 1008-nucleotide messenger RNA. RefSeq names its product F-box protein At5g07610-like. Gene Ontology annotation, molecular function: protein binding. NCBI's taxonomy places the organism in Eukaryota, Viridiplantae, Streptophyta, Magnoliopsida, Asterales, Asteraceae. The record is from RefSeq and is a predicted model, not a curated record. Bases 1 to 1008 code for a protein of 335 amino acids. The transcript has a single exon.
AUGAAGAAACCCAAAUUCAACCGACUCAAAACAUCAUCAUGCUCCCUCUUGCUGCUGCAACUCAUCGGUUCUAAUGAUGACCUUUUAACAGAAGUCCUUGGUCGUCUCCCAGCAAAGUCUAUCGCUCUUUACAAAUCUGUUUCGAAACAAUGGCUAUCCCUUUUAACUCACCCUUGGUUCACUCUUCGGUUUGACAAACUUGUAAAAUCUCCUGGUCUGUAUUAUCAUGAAUUGUAUGUCCCCUUUGAUGUUCAAAAGCCAACCACCCCGCCUUUUUCUGGCCUUGAUUUCUCCCCUGGUGAUCAUAUCGAUGGGAUCAGAAUAGUGCAAUCUUGUAACGGGUUGCUGCUUUGCUGUUGCGAUAAAUACCGUGGAUGUAGCGGUAACUACUACGUUUUGAAUCCCACCACAAAGAAAGUUGCAGCCAUCCCAUUCCCACCUGUUAUCGGGGAUCGACCAGAGUUAAUCCGAUUAAUGGGUCUGGCCUAUCAUCCAACCGAGUGCGCUCAUUACAAACUUGUUUGUAUUCAUCUACAUACUGAUGCACGUGGGUAUGAAGUGUCUAAUGAGAAUGGACAUGGAACGUAUAACAUUCAAAUAUAUUCGUCCCAGACAGGGGAAUGGAAGAAACUAAAUCAAACUUUCGCUCCCAAUGGGUAUACCAAGUUCAGAUAUGGAGUAUAUUGGAACGGAGCCUUUCACUGGGCACCCUCGUGUCCUAAUCCCAUGUACCUGAGGCUGGACACUGAAGAGGUUCAAGAAUUGCCUUUGCCAUCCCCUCUGCCCAAGCGGGUCACAUCAUCUCCAAUUGGUCAUUAUGAUAUUUAUUAUGCUAUGCCACUUUACUUUGGGGAAUCACGUGGCCAUCUACAUCUGGUGGAUACCGCAGAUGAUUAUUACAACAAUUCCUUACGUUUGAAUGUGUAUGAAAUGCUGAGAGAUCAUUCCGGGUGGUUAUCAAGUACCAACUGGACCUUCAUCAACUCUCUGCUGCUUACCCAAACAUGA